AUGGGUCUCAACGCCACGUCUAUGCAGGCUGUUACUUGGGGUGGAUAUCCUCUUCAGGUCAACGUAUCGACGUUACCAAUUCCACAAAUACUCGACCCAACGGACGUCAUUGUUAAAGUUAGCUUGUCAGCUAUAUCCGGUGCAGACAUUCACACCUAUAAUGGCGCAUACGAGGAGAAAGAGGUACCGUGGGUGAUGGGCCACGAAGCACUCGGGAUCAUUGUCGAGGUCGGGAACUCGGUGACUUCAUUCUCAGUCGGCGACAAAGUCGUGGUUCCAGAUCAAGCUUCUAACGGGCUUGAAGAUCUUUCUACAGCCGAAUUGAUGGGGCUUGGGCUGGGUUUGGAUUCUUAUUUGACGACGGGGUGUCAAGCGGAAUACGUACGAGUACCAUUCGCAAAUGACAACCUCUUUCCAAUCCCGCAAGCUACCGAUGAAGCCCCCUCAAAAUCAACUCUCGCAAACCCCGACCUUGAUUACCUCCUCGCAUCAAGUAUCUUCGCUACAGGAUGGGGUGCCCUCGAUUUGGCCGGGUAUCAACCAGGAGACUCGGUCGCAGUAUUUGGUGCUGGUCCCAUAGGGCUGAUGGCUGUUUACUCGGCCAUGCUGCGCGGUGCUUCCCGCGUGUUUCUCGUGGACGGUGAUCGCCGGCGACUAUCAGUUGCCGAGGGCCUUGGUGCUAUGCCAAUUGAUCUUACCCACUCAGACCCAAUCACGAAAAUCUUGCGUCAAGAAUCAGACGGAGUCCUCCGGAGUGUUGACUGUGUUGGAACCGAGGCCGCCCAUCAGCUUCAACUGAGAGAUGACAAAGUGCUAGAGAAUAUGACAGCCAUCACGAAGAUUGGCGGUGGAAUUGGCCGAGUGGGCACGUUCAAAGCUACGGGUGAUGCGUUGAGUACCUCCCCAUGGCACUUCCUGUUCCCAACAUUCCAAUCUGGUGCCAUCGAUUCGACCUUGGUUGCACCUCAGUUGAUUGAAAUGAUCUCACAAGGCAAGGCCAAGCCUAGCUUCAUUGUGAGCAGUAUCAUCAGUGUGGACGAGGCGCCGCAAUUCUACGAGAGAGCUAGUCAGCAUCUGGAGACCAAAGUCGUGAUUAAAUUUUCUUCGGCUUAA
Messenger RNA from Penicillium daleae, 1113 nucleotides. Its product is annotated as GroES-like protein. The coding region runs from base 1 to 1113 and encodes 370 amino acids. The record is from RefSeq and is a predicted model, not a curated record. Lineage: Eukaryota; Fungi; Ascomycota; Eurotiomycetes; Eurotiales; Aspergillaceae. The transcript is spliced from 3 exons.